Molecule: messenger RNA, 3167 nt
Organism: Tachysurus fulvidraco (yellow catfish)
Lineage: Eukaryota; Metazoa; Chordata; Actinopteri; Siluriformes; Bagridae
Gene: gbp2
Product: guanylate binding protein 2
Exons: 11
Coding region: 290-2197 (635 amino acids)
Molecular function (GO): GTP binding; GTPase activity
Source: RefSeq, a predicted model, not a curated record
CCCUCCCUGAGCGGGACUCCGGCUUUUACAGCCCAUAGUUCAUCGUUUACGAGAUAAGAGUUACCCCAGGUAACCCUUAGGGUUAACCCACCCUAAGGUGCCCAGGACAGCAGGUUGUCCAACCGUCCUACAAGCCUAGUGUUCCCCACCCCAUGAGUCAGUGGAACAGGAGAGGCGAAGAGAAGAUAUUUGUGCGCACACCUUUAUCAGGUUCUAUAACCUGGCCCUGGACCUCACUGCAGGGUCAGAGGUCCUACAAGGUUUUUGAUGUUCUGCUCCCAGACUGCUCAUGCUCUCUCACAGCCUCUGGCACAGUCAUCGGGCGAUUUUCAAAGCCAUGGAUGCACCAAUAUGUUUGAUUAGCAGCGAUUCUAACGGACAGCUAUGCGUUGCAAAGGAAGCUAAACAAAUACUGGAUGAGAUCAUUCAGCCAGUUGUUGUAGUGUCUGUAGUGGGGCUGUACCGUACGGGGAAGUCUUACCUCAUGAACCGCCUAGCAGGACACCAAACAGGCUUUGCUCUGGGCAGCACCAUAGAGUCAAAAACUAAAGGCAUCUGGAUGUGGUGCGUUCCACACCCCAUUAAGAAAGGACACACUCUGGUGCUGCUUGACACUGAGGGACUUGGGGAUGUGCACAAGGGUGAUGAGAAGCAUGACACAUGGAUAUUCUGCCUGGCUCUCUUGCUCAGCAGCACUCUGGUCUACAACAGCCUUUCCGUUAUAGACAACAAUGCACUCGAGAAGCUACACUAUGUGACAGAACUCACUGAGCACAUCAAAGUGAAAGCACAGAGAGGUAGUGAUGAUGACGAGUCAGCAGAGUUCAUGAGACUUUUCCCUUCUUUCAUCUGGUCUGUGCGAGACUUCACACUGAAGUUGGAGAAGGACGGCAGGGUCAUCACAGCUGAUGAAUAUCUGGAAAGUGCUUUGGAACUUAAACCAGGUAAUUCCUCUCAGGUUGAGAAGUUCAACCUCCCCAGGCGCUGUUUGCGACACUUUUUUGCAGAACGACGGUGUUUUGUAUUUCCACGGCCAGCCAACGAUGAUGAUCUAGCAAGAAUGGAGGAGCUAUCUGAAACAGAUCUUGAUGAAAGGUUUCUGCAGCGUGCUGAUGACUUCUGCUCCUAUGUGUUUAACAAUGCCAAACCAAAAACCUUAACAGGGGGGCGGAUUCUUAUUGGCAGUGCCCUGGCAUGUCUGGCAGAGGUGUAUGUGGGGGCAAUUCGUAAUGGUGAGGUUCCUUGUCUGGAUAGUGCAGUGGUGGCUUUGGCCCAGAUCCAGAAUGAGCGGGCAGUGGAACAGGCCUUGCUGGUCUACCGGAGUCAGCUUUAUGAGAAGGUGUGCUUUCCACUUGCCCCAUCUGAGCUAUCUGAUAUCCACACAAAUGCAGAGAAGGCAGCGAUCGACACCUUCAUCAAUACUUCCUUCAAUGACAAUGAGCAAAAAGCACAGCUGAAGCUUAUGGAAGAUAUCCACACUUUGUAUGCGGAGCUGUGUGGUCAGAAUCAACAGGAGUCUAUGAAUGUUUGUAAGGCGACGCUGACCGAGAUAUUUUCUCCACUAGAUGAGGAUAUUAAUGACGGCACAUUUAUGCGCCCUGGAGGAUACAAAGCAUACCGUGAUAAACUCCAGAACUUAACAAAUGAAUACAAAGCACGCACACACAAACAGUUGAUGAGUGAGGAAGUGGUGAGUGAGUAUCUGAAGGAGAAGGAUCAGUUUGGAAAGACUAUUCUUUUAAGUGAUCAGUGCCUCACUGAAGCAGAGAGAAAAAAUGAAGUGGAGUGUUUGAAAAAGGAGCUUCUAGAGCAGAAGAAUAAAUCUUUAGAGGAGAUGAAGGAGUUCCAAGAGCAGGUGUUGAAGGACCAACAGAAGACCUAUGAGCAGAAUGUAACCCAGAUGUUGGAACGCAUAAACCAAGAGAACGAGAGAGCAAAAGCAGACAAUGAACGAGUGCUGGAGGCAAAACUUAAGGAACAAAAGGCUCUGUUAGAAGAAGGGUUUAAGGACAGAGCGGAUCUGAUGAAGAAAGAGAUUGAAAGUCUGAAAUCGGAGAUGCAGACAGAGGACGAGUUAAAGCGCUCUACACUCAGUACAGUAGUGGAUACUCUGGGCACUGCAGCAAGUUUGUUCCUGCCUGGAAUCAUCCCUAAAGUGGCCGGAAUGGCUGCAUCGUAUCUCUCACGAUUCUUUUGAUCACUUAUUUAGAUCAAUGCUCCCUAUCUUCCUUAGAUUUUAGUUAUAGUUGCAUACUGUGGGGCAAACAUUUCUUAUUAUUUGCUAUAAAUGUUAAACCUUACAGUAAAAAAACCUAUAAUCCCAGUGUGAAAGGUUGCACAUUGGAAUAUCGAUCAAAUAACAAACCAAAAGUGGUGUUACCCUUUUACCAUGAAAUUUAGAAUGGAUGUAGUUGUAGUAAUGAAGAUUUCUGUUUGAGGCACCAUGACUAAGGCAACAAUGCAUAAUGCUGACUGCCUUUAAUAUUUAAUUUUUUUUUAUUAUUCUUUUAAAUUCUUUUUUCUUUUAAGUUAUCAAGAUAUGUAGUCUCUUCUAGCCAUUUGUUGAUGAUGAUUAUAGUUUAUUGGAUUAAAUCUGAUGAUAAUGAUAUAAUAUUAGUAAUGAGUAAUUUAUGCUUUAUUAGACCACAAUCUGCAAACUGUACCCAGUGUGAUCAUGCUAAUAUUUAGGUAGAAGUAAUGAUUGUAUACGGUCAGAAUUGUUUUUCUUUUUCCUAAUACCUUGUUAAUUCUGUACUUCUGUGCUUUGCCAUUGAAAAUCUAAAUCAUGUGCCAUUACUAUAUAAAUACUAUAUCACUAUAUUAUAAUGAAUUUUUAGUCUUACUCAACUCUAAGACUCCGAAAUCCAUCAUAGCCAUCUUUACAUAGUUUAUUGAUAUUUAAUUUUAACAUAAUGCUUAAAAUAUCCUUUAAUUGCUCAUUAAUUGAAUACUUGAAAUGAAACCCCCAUUUCUGGACCCUGGAUGAAGUGUUUAUCAUGUUUACAUAUAUUACAGCAUGUUUUAUCAUUAUAUAGUAUUCUAUCAAUAAUGUUAUGAGUGGGGAAAUCAUAAACCCCCAAAAUACUAUUGUUUGUAUGUCAUGGUUGUGUGUGUUUUGACUCUCAUCGAAAAUGCACUGAUUUAAAAAUAAAGUUUAGCUAUAUGUA